Molecule: messenger RNA, 642 nt
Organism: Nothoprocta perdicaria
Lineage: Eukaryota; Metazoa; Chordata; Aves; Tinamiformes; Tinamidae
Gene: RAB25
Product: RAB25, member RAS oncogene family
Exons: 5
Coding region: 1-642 (213 amino acids)
Biological process (GO): exocytosis
Cellular component (GO): recycling endosome
Molecular function (GO): GTP binding; GTPase activity
Source: RefSeq, a predicted model, not a curated record
AUGGGCGCCACCGAGGAGGAUUACAACUUCGUCUUCAAGGUGGUGCUCGUGGGCGAGUCCGGCGUGGGCAAGACCAACCUGCUGGCGCGCUUCACCCGCAACGAGUUCAACCACGAGAGCCGCACCACCAUCGGCGUGGAGUUCUCCACGCGCACCGUGCUGCUCGGCGCCGCCGCCGUCAAGGCGCAGAUCUGGGACACGGCCGGGCUCGAGCGCUACCGCGCCAUCACCUCGGCGUAUUACCGGGGCGCCGUGGGCGCCYUGCUGGUCUUCGACAUCACCAAGCACCAGACGUACGACGCCGUGGAGCGCUGGCUCAAGGAGCUCUACGAGCACGCCGAGGCCGCCGUCGUCGUCAUGCUGGUGGGCAACAAGACGGACCUGGCGCAGGCUCGCGAGGUGCCCGCCGAGGAGGCGCGCAUGUUCGCAGAGCGCAACGGGCUGCUCUUCGCCGAGACCUCGGCGCUGGACGCCACCAACGUGGAGCUCGCCUUCGAGAGCGUCCUCAAGGAGAUCUUCAGCAAGGUGCAGAAGCAGAAGGAGCGUGGCGGCGCCGCCGGCACCGUGGAGCUCGGCGGGGAGCACGCCGGGAGCGCGGCGCCRGCACGGCCGGAGCGGCGGCCCUGCUGCCUGCCCCUCUGA